GAUUUUUUAUGUCCACCACGUUUGUAAAUAUUACUAUUAAAUAUCAUUAUUGGAAUAAUGGAUACAGUUUAUUUACACCACAUAGAUAAUUUUUUACUUUCUUAAAGUAAACAUGUGCACUUCAAGAAAUUUAUCAUAGUUCUAGAUAAUGAACUAUUUUUUAGGUUACAUUAAUAUCUGAACUGAACAUUGCAUAAUUAAAUUGAUCUGCAUUGUCUGUUACAGAAACUGUAGAAAUGAUGCAGAACGUAGACUCGUGUUGAGAAAAUAUAGACUAAUAAUAUUUAAUUUAUCCAAAAUCAGUUUUUUAAUAUACCAUGGAUUUAUACUGUUUCAUUAAUGGCAAAAAGUUAAUUCAUUCAGCAUUAAUCAUGGCCUUAAAAAGUGAAGAUAAAGCUUACUUAAAGAAGAAAUUAAAAGGGGUUAUCUUUGGCAGUGUAAUUGAUGAUACAGGAUCGACUCUUCUUCACGAAGCUGCUUAUUCUGGCAGUCCAGUUGCAGUUGACUACUUAAUAAAUUCUGGAUGUCAAAUAGACGCCCAAAAGGACGAUGGCUCAACUCCAUUAAUGUUGGCUGUGGCGAGAACUCAAGUUAAAAACGUAGAAUUGUUGCUCGACGCUAACGCCGACAUUCAUAAAAUUCAUGACAGUACCGGCCAAAAUGCAUUGCAAAUGGCUUUAAAAUCUUAUAAUAGUUCCGAAACAUUAAGGAUCAUGAAGAUGUUUCUUGUUAAAACAAAAAAAAUUUGUCUCUCUAAUGAAGAGCUAGCAGAUAUUUUAUUGAGCUCUAACUGUGUUUUAGAUCGAAUUAUGUAUUUAGGUAAUUCAAAUUUAACGAAAGUAAUACUCGAUCGUGGUUUUAAUGUUAAUGUGAAAAAUUCCGAGACUGGUAACACUGCCUUGCACAUAGCUGCAAAAUUAAAUGAUGUGAAAAACGUUUCGAUGCUAUUGCAGUAUAAAGCUGAUGUGAAUGCAGUGAACGCCGUUGACCAAGUACCGUUCACGUAUCACAUUAUUCACAGGAAGGUACAAAACUUAGUAAUCAUGUAUAAUAUAAUUCCCGAAGACAUAAACUGGACGAGUCCAGACAAAGAAGACCCCCGGAGACUUAAACUCUACCCAAUAUUCGCUAAUGGUACCGAAGAAACGAUAAAUCUGUUUAUUAAAAAGUUUAAGGUUAAUUUCAAGGUACGAGACCACUGUGGUAGAACAGCUUUACACUACUUGUCUUUUAACAACAACAGAAAAGCUCUGAAACCGUUGCGGUACAUAAAUUUUGAUAUAAACGCUAGUGAUAUUAACGGGGAAACUGCAUUGCACGUCGCGGCAAGGCAAGAGGCAUCGUACGUUUUGGAAUUUUUGCUAGACAAGAAGGCAGAUGUCAAUGCAUUAGAUAACAAUGGCUAUUCACCUUUAUUUCACGCAAUUCAUAAAAAAGGAAAGACAUCGCGUCGUGUAUGGUGCGUCAAUCUUCUCAUGCAGCAUCAUGCCGAUGCGCAAAUCAUAUCUGAAAGUAAUGAAACGGUCAUUCAAAUGUGUAUUGAAUUGAAAAAUUAUAAUUUGGCCGAACCUAUUUUAGCACAUCUUGCAAUAUUAGAUGAAUUCGGUACACCCAUCAAUGAAAUCAUUCAACAACAGAUCGACUCAGUAAAGAGACUUAGAGACUUUUAUAAAUCGUGUACGCGACAAUUAGCAAGAAUGAAAGAGGAUGUGAUUUUUGAAAACAAGACAUUAUUCGAUUUUUUAGCUGAAAGACAAGAAGAAAAAAUCUUUCAAUAUGUACGUAGACCAGAAGUUGUUGAAAAAUUUAGACGCAACACGUUUAAUUCAAGUUCAUACUAUUGUAAUUUAUUAAGAUAUCGUUAUGAUAAGGCUGUAAUGACGAAUAAAUUAAGAAAGAAAGCUGCUUCGAUAAUUAGUGGAAUUAUAGGCCGUUUUGACUCAAAUCAUAUUGCCAUGCAAGCAAUAAUUGAAUACUUAGACUUUUAUGAUUUAAAAAAA
This is a messenger RNA of Phymastichus coffea, 2000 nucleotides long. RefSeq names its product putative ankyrin repeat protein RF_0381. Gene Ontology annotation, molecular function: protein binding. The transcript is spliced from 3 exons. The record is from RefSeq and is a predicted model, not a curated record. NCBI's taxonomy places the organism in Eukaryota, Metazoa, Arthropoda, Insecta, Hymenoptera, Eulophidae. The annotation marks the transcript as partial.